Messenger RNA from Miscanthus lutarioriparius, 192 nucleotides. NCBI's taxonomy places the organism in Eukaryota, Viridiplantae, Streptophyta, Magnoliopsida, Poales, Poaceae. The record is from the annotation of a GenBank genome assembly.
AUGGAGGUGCCCAGGCUGAUGAAGGCAUGGGUGUACGACGUUUAUGGGGACGCCGGCGUGCUCAAGCUAGACGAGGCCGUGGCUGAGGACCAGGUGCUCGUCAAGGUCAUCGCCUCAGCACUCAACCCCGUGGAUGUCAAGCGGCCAGCCAGCAAGUUCUGUCUUUCUGGGUCACCGAGAAACACUCUGUGA